Daphnia pulex (common water flea) is the source of this 1097-nucleotide messenger RNA. Its product is annotated as carbonic anhydrase 2-like. Lineage: Eukaryota; Metazoa; Arthropoda; Branchiopoda; Diplostraca; Daphniidae. Gene Ontology annotation, cellular component: plasma membrane. The transcript has 6 exons. The coding region runs from base 414 to 974 and encodes 186 amino acids. Gene Ontology annotation, molecular function: carbonate dehydratase activity; zinc ion binding. The record is from RefSeq and is a predicted model, not a curated record.
AAGCGAAAGUCGUGAGAUGGUGUGUUGCGGGUAACAGAUUCAAUUAUUUCGUGCGAACAAUAUUUUUUAAACUCAAAGUCAUUCGGGGUGUUAUGAAAUCACAAUGAUCCGCAAAUUUUCUGGAAUUGAAGAAGGAUCAAGUGAUCUCCAGCCUACUGGGAAAUGCUGUUCAAGUUGUUGAGUUCACUCUUUCACUAUGGGCCUUUUAUUUGUUCUUUUCACUGUAGAACUUAGAUUGAAGCCUACUAGACGGCAUAACUGACAUUCUUUACAGUAUAAAAGCACGUCGAGGAACCAGGAUGUUCUUCAGUUAUGUCAAUUCUGUCUGGAACCCGGGACGGCCGCUGUUGAAAAAAUGAAACUAGAUUCACGUAAGAUCUUGAAGCUGCUUAUGUGCUGCUUUGCGGCCGCCAAUGCAACGGACAAAAGAGCAACCAUCAAUUCAAUUUGAUGAGAAAAAUUCAAAAAUGUGGAGGGAACACGAAUCCUUUUGCGGAGGCGAGCAUCAGUCACCCAUCAACAUUGAUUCGUCAAAAGCCGUUGUAACAAAUUAUCCCAAAUUCUGUUUCCACAACUAUGAUCUGAUUUUCCCCGAAAGAUUGGAGAACAAUGGACACACCGUGGAAUUGAAAAUUGAGGAACAAGGUCUGCACGCGGAAUUGCCUUUUAUUACCGGCGGUGGACUCACCGACCGUUACAAUUUUGUGCAACUCCACUUUCAUUGGGGUAAAACAUUAUUUGGCAGCGAGCAUACUAUCGAUAGGAAAGCAUAUGCUGGCGAACUGCACAUCGUCCACUACAACACCAAAUACGGAAAUUUUAUCGACGCUAUCCCUCACGAGGACGGAUUGGCUGUCUUGGGAAUUCUUAUAGAAAUAGAGACAACCUUGCGUUCCGACAUCUCGAACAAUUCGAAAAUAUCAUCGAUCCUAGCCCAGUCAACGGCGACGUCCUGCACUUCUCUGUUCCAUUAGUGGAUCUUCUUCCUCACGAUACCGACACUGUCUACCGAUACAACGGAUCGUUGACGAGUGGCGACUGCAACGAAGACGUCAUCUGGACGGUUUUUGACACUCCCAUCGCCAUUUCAGAACGCC